UCUUGCAUCUCAUUUAUUCUCGCUUCAUUAGUGUCAGCCAUGGCUUCCAUCGAUCACAAGCUCACCAUGGCAAAGAGCUGCGCUCGCGGUAUCAUUAAGCUUUCACUUAAAGAGAUGUUUUAUGUAUAGUGUUGCUUGCUAUCCGUAGCUUAAUUAUAAAUUGUCAUUUAUUUUUGUUUGUUCUUGAAAAUGGUAGAUGGGGUCAUUGCUGGAGCGAAGGCAGCGGUGGUCGCAACCGUCGCAGCGGCCAUACCUACAGUGAGUUUUGUACUAUCAUCAAGCAAGAAGAUAUCUUGCAAGACUCCUGUUUCUUUGCAUAAAUUAAUAUGCCAUUACAUCUUUCAGUUAGCCAGUGCCAGGAUGCUUCCCUGGGCUAGAACAUACCUAAAUCACACGGCUCAAGCCCUCAUAAUUUCAUCAGUUGCUGGUGCUGCAUACUUCAUUGUUGCUGACAAGACUGUUUUGCAAUCGGCAAGAAAUAACUCUUUCAAGAAUGCAGACAAAUCAGAAGCAAUGUGAAUUGCAUUUAGUCAGAUCUCAGUUAUUUAUCAAGAUCUACGGUUUCUCGUAUGUUGACUUGGUAUUAGUAUUAUGGUUUCGUAAGCUUAAAUGAGUAUUAGUGAUUAUGAGCUGUAAUAUCUACAUAAAUACAAUACGAUUGCACUUCUGUUGGAUGUCAGAAAAUUUGUUUGAAUGGAAAGUUUUAAUCAUAUUUUCUUAGGUCCAAUGAUCUACUCCCGUCUAAUUUAAGAUGACCCUGUUUCAUAUAAGAUCACUCCAUCUGCCAACUUUCGCAUAGAUGUUAGACAGUAGAAUAUAAAUGCCGUGGUCUUCAUCCACAAUUUCUAUAAGAUUGAAGGCUACUUAGGAAAUUCAAUUUUAGCUUGGCUUUGACAAGCUCCAAGAAGAGAAGUAAAAAUUAACUCCUUGGGCUUCAUCUUCACCCUUUUAUCAGAGCCUUAGCAACAAUAAAAAGCCCACAUUGACCAACAAAAUCGAUCAGACAACCAUAGUGUCCAUAGUUUAGGAGAAAUCUAUGAUCGAUCCCUUGCCAUGCAUUCAAAAUACUAGUAUUAAGGCUUCGCAUUAGAACUCAGAAUUUUUGGAAAUUCAGUUUUUCUUCAAAGUAGCCACAAUGCAUAUUGCCCGAAUUUAUACUUCCAGGACAUGAACACCUCUAACGCGCAUUUCAUGAAAAAUUAUCCUUGGCAUCACCUAACUGGCCUGAAAAAAUAUCAUAGCAUUAAUCUGGGAGUUGAAGGAACUGCGCGCAUCUACUUAAGAAAUUUCAUCACAUCUGUCGGACAUCGAAAGCGUUCGGAUUCCGACAAUCUAUACUGAUAAGAGAAGUGUGUGAGUAAAAAUAUCCAAGCAAAAGACCAAGCUUAAAGAAGAGUAUUGACGUAGAUGGCUAAUAGAUCUGCGCGUGAAUUUUUUUCCACCUAGAGGAUAAGCUAAAGCCAAGGCUCAAGCUUUAAACAGGAAAUGCAAAUUAAAGGAUUUGGAUUUCCAGCUAGGGAGAUGAGAGUUGUCGUUAAGGCUAAUAGAGUUAGGCGCGAAUGGUAUUGCGUAUGAAGUGGUUUUUUGACGCAUUGUGCCGAGCAGUGAUCGGCGUAAGAAAGAUGGAUGGUAGAACAGACCGCGCAGCUCGAUAUGCUUGGUGAUGGUUAGUUGAUGAGAGUGGAGACUGGUUUUGAUGCUUUAGUCAUGAAUUUUCUAUUUUGCUUCUUGCCAAGAAGGGCUUACUCAAGAAAACUCAAAAGUGUAUU
This is a messenger RNA of Dendrobium catenatum, 1769 nucleotides long. RefSeq names its product early nodulin-93-like. NCBI's taxonomy places the organism in Eukaryota, Viridiplantae, Streptophyta, Magnoliopsida, Asparagales, Orchidaceae. The record is from RefSeq and is a predicted model, not a curated record.